UAAGUGUGCGUAUGCUGCUCGCGUGUGCGUGCGUGUGUGUGUGUGAAGCCUGUUAAUAACCAUAAACUGUCAUGAUGAAUUUCUCCGCGUUCGGCGGCCCCUUCUCAGGCAUUCAUCAGUUUGCCGCUAAAUUUGAUGCACAAACACCGGGCGCAUUUGGUACGCCGCCGGUGAACGCUGCGGCCGCUGCAGCGGGCACCGAUAAUCAUGUGCAACGCUAUCAAACCAAUGGCAAUCAUUUCAAUCAGAAUGUGCCCAACGUUUCGGCGGCUAAUAAUAUGCAAUAUGGUCAAAAUAUAUCCAUACCUUACUCGCAGCCGCAGAGUGAUCUGAACUUUUUGAAUGCGGCCGCAGCAGCGGAUCAUAAGGGUAAAAUCCAUCCAAAAAUUGAACGUGACCGGGAAGAAGUGCUCAAUCAGCAAAUCUUACAGAAUGUCAAUCAGUCGUGGCAAACGCUGGCUAAUACGGCCAACACGGUCGACUACUCAUCGCAUUUGCUAUCCGCAACACUGCCAAUCUCCAUACAGCACUUCCUCAAGUAUUCGGAAACAAUAAAGAAGGAGUCCACCGGCGAUGUGCUUAAGAAUGGCACAAAUUUGGCCAGCUUGGCGCUGGGUGGCGUUGCCCUGACGCCCAGCAACAAUGUGGCAAAUGGUGCACAUCACAACGGGCUGGUGGGCAUGGAGCAUGGCGUCCAUAUGACCAACAUGACAGAUGCGAAUGGCGCUGCUUUGGCCAAUGGCGGGGCAACCAAUGGCGUCAAUGGCAAUGCCAAUGGGGCGGUUAAUGGUGCCGCCGUCUCCAGCACUGCGGCGGUGGGCACCACAAAUGCCACGGGUGGAACGACCACCGCCAGCGGCAAGAAGACCAAAAAGAAGAAACCGCCAAAGGAGAAGAAGCCGCGACCCAAGCCCGGUGAAAUUCGUGAAACGAAAGCAUUGGACGGCUCCACGCUAUACUGUUGCCCGGAGUGCCAGAUGGCAUAUCCGGAUCGCAGCCUCAUCGAGCAGCACGUCAUCUCGCAUGCCGUCGAGCGGCGCUUCGUCUGCGAUAUAUGCAAUGCGGCGCUCAAGCGCAAGGAUCAUUUGACCCGGCACAAGCUAUCCCACAUACCGGACAGGCCUCAUGUCUGCAAUAUCUGCAUGAAGUCCUUCAAGCGCAAGGAACAGCUCACCUUGCACAUUGUCAUCCACUCGGGUGAGAAGAAGCAUGUCUGCAUCGAGUGUGGCAAAGGUUUCUAUCGCAAGGAUCACUUGCGCAAACACACGCGUUCGCAUAUUGCGCGUCGCGUCAAAUCGGAGGUCUCAGCCCAAAAUGUGAAUGGCAGCGGUGCCAGCACUGCGCAGAAUAAUGCGCUACACGGUUCCUGAGGUUCGUACAAGGACUUUUGGUAAACUCUCAACACACAUUUCAUGCCCGGAAAAGGCGGCUUAGUUGUUGCCAAGCAAAUCGCUGCCAUAAAUUGCGAAUUGUUGGUAAAAGCUGAGCUGCUUUUUUGGAAAUGUGUUAAGAGUUUACCGAAGGUUCUGCUGAGCGUCACCCCAAAUCCAAUAACCCUCACAACAAAGUAACAAAACAAAUGAAAACAAAACAAAAGAAAACAAGUUAUACUACAAUAUGCAAGUAUUAGUUGAAUUUUGUUUACAACACUUUCAGUUCUUUAGCUUUGGUUCUUUCAGUUCAAGUUUUCGCACAAAAAGUUAAGCAAAGUAUAGCAAUUUAUAUGUACAAAAAAGAAAAAAAACAGAAGGAAAAUUAAUUAAAAUGGAGCUGGAAUUUUAAUAUUUGAAAUAUGCGCAUAGUUGGCUUUCAUUUCUUUAUGAGGAUCUGUGAUCUUUGCUGCAUAAACUAAAAAAAAAAAAACACAAAAAAAAAAUGAACAAACGAAAGCUUUUAAGUGUAAGCUAAUAAUUUUUAAAGAAAUCCA
This is a messenger RNA of Drosophila grimshawi, 1927 nucleotides long. RefSeq names its product transcription factor che-1 (gene l(3)neo38). The transcript is spliced from 5 exons. Bases 72 to 1370 code for a protein of 432 amino acids. The record is from RefSeq and is a predicted model, not a curated record. Lineage: Eukaryota; Metazoa; Arthropoda; Insecta; Diptera; Drosophilidae. Gene Ontology annotation, biological process: regulation of transcription by RNA polymerase II. Gene Ontology annotation, cellular component: nucleus. Gene Ontology annotation, molecular function: DNA-binding transcription factor activity, RNA polymerase II-specific; RNA polymerase II cis-regulatory region sequence-specific DNA binding.